AUGGCCAAUAAUUCUGAUAAACGUCAAGCAGGUAGAUUUGUUAAAGUUCUAGAAAUGGGAUGCUUUGCAUCAACGCCAAGGGACACUGGUGGAAACAGGAGAAAGCCAACGAGCAUAGGAGACGUUUCGGUAUAUGUACCCGGUUUAAGGAUACCCAAGCCUGUGGAGUUUUCUCAGUCACUGGGUAGCCAGUUACAAUUCAGUGUACAGUUUAUUUGGGUAAACCAGGAGGAUGAGGAAGAGGAAACAGCCAUGUCAAACGUGUGGUAUGAAGUAUUGUCGAUCUUGCAUCUAAUGGCAAUGCUACAAAUGUCACAAGCCAAUUUACUGCUUCUUCCUAGAGGUUCCACUGAUGGCUACCAUCCAAAAGUAUCAGAAGAAAAUAGACGAGCUUCAAUCGAUAUCUUCUUAAAGGCAGCUGGAUACCUGGACUGUGCUGUCAAACAUGUCCUCCCUCAGUUUUCAGCCGAGCUAAGGAGAAGUUUGCCUGUUGACCUAGCAGAAGGAACUCUACGGGCUCUUUGCUUGCAAGCAUUAGGCCAGGGUGUUGAUAUCCAACUUGGGAUGGCGAUUGAUAGCGCAAAAGCCACUCUCGCAGUGAAACGAAGACUUUCAUGUGAAAUGGUGAAAUACUGGCAGCAGGCACAAGAUAACUUAAUGAAUCUUCCAUUAGCAAAUGGUUGGGGAGAAAAGCAUAGGCUCUUUGUUAAGUGGAAGUAUGUCGAAGCUAAGGCUGCAGCUUACUACUACCAUGGCUUGAUCCUUGAUGAAGGAAACACAGAGAAAUCACAUGGCAUGGCCGUUGCUGCUUUACAGGCUGCAGAUGAGUGUUUUAAAGAAAGCAAGAAAGCAAGUGAGGCGUUUAAUGCUUCUUCUCCCACGUCAAGGACUCCACCGCUUUUCGGGACGAUGAAGUAUCUAUCAGAGAAGAUACCGAAAGACACUUCAAGUAAAGUCAGGAUAAACCGCGAUCUAUACUCAUAUGAGAAAAUCAUGGAGACAGCACCAACGCUUCCUGAUUUUGCCUUGGCAUUGAAACCCGACGAGUACCAACUUCCUUCUGUAGAUGCCUCCUGGUCUGAAGAUAAUCUACGGACUAAAGACACAUCACAACACAUUACAGGCAACCAAAGAUAG
Molecule: messenger RNA, 1137 nt
Organism: Thlaspi arvense
Lineage: Eukaryota; Viridiplantae; Streptophyta; Magnoliopsida; Brassicales; Brassicaceae
Source: the annotation of a GenBank genome assembly